This is a messenger RNA of Cuscuta campestris, 1642 nucleotides long. Lineage: Eukaryota; Viridiplantae; Streptophyta; Magnoliopsida; Solanales; Convolvulaceae. The record is from the annotation of a GenBank genome assembly.
CAAAAAUUGUGGGGGCUGGGUUGGGACUGGAUUGUGUACUGACUUGGGGCUAUGGGGGAGGGGGCUGGGGUGGUUCCGCUGUUGCGAGAGGGGGGGUAGCCGGUGGUGGUGGCUGGUCGGCCGUGAAGGAAGAGGCUGGGUCGGCGGCUAAGGAGAGGUCUACGGCGAAGGGUGACUGGGAACAGAGUCGUAGAGGAAAGAAAAGAUCAAAAAGAAGAAGGAGAAAAGAUAAAAAAAGCUUAAAUAAGGAGGCAACAUAGGGGUGGUUGCACGUAGCACGGUCCAAAGAGAAAACCCUUUCAAUCUCAAUCUCAUUUGACUCACUGCUGCAGGACUGAGAGAGGUGAGAUUCCAUCGCACCUGCGAAAGAGAGAGAGAUAGAGAAGAUGGAAGGCGGCGGCAUGGCUACCACGAGGGCUCAGAAGCAGGUGCUGCUCUUCCACUGUGUAGAGAUGGAACACCUGGCUCGCAGCAUCGCUUCUCAAUCCCCUUCCAUCCACCUCCAAUCCAUCAACUGGAGGAGUUUUGACGAUGGAUUUCCCAAUCUUUUCAUAAACAAUGCGCAUAACAUUCGGGGACAGCAUGUUGCAUUUCUCGCCUCCUUCAGCUCGCCUGCAGUCAUCUUUGAACAGCUCUCUGUCAUAUUUGCUCUCCCGAGGCUUUUCGUGGCCUCUUUCACACUGGUGUUGCCUUUCUUCCCCACAGGCUCCUUUGAGAGGAUGGAAGAGGAGGGGGACGUCGCCACUGCAUUUACUAUGGCUAGAAUACUGUCAAAUAUUCCCAUUUCAAGAGGUGGUCCCACCAGCUUAGUCAUCUAUGACAUCCAUGCCUUGCAGGAAAGGUUUUACUUUGGAGACCACGUCUUGCCUUUGUUUGAGACUGGAAUUCCAUUGUUAAAACAACGAAUUCUGCAGCUUCCAGAUCAUGAUAAAAUUGUUGUUGCAUUUCCUGAUGAUGGAGCUUGGAAGCGGUUUUACAAGCAAUUCAGCAACUACCCAGCUGUUAUCUGCACAAAGGUUCGCCAGGGUGAUAAGAGAAUUGUCAGGCUAAAAGAAGGCAAUCCUGAAGGUUGCCAUGUGAUCAUUGUUGAUGAUUUGGUGCAGUCUGGGGGCACUCUAAUUGAAUGCCAGAAAGUGUUGGCUGCACAUGGUGCAGCCAAGGUGAGUGCUUAUGUCACCCAUGGUGUUUUCCCCAAACGGUCGUGGGAACGAUUCCUACACACAGAUGGAGGUGGGUCGCCGAAAGCGUUUACCUACUUUUGGAUCACGGAUUCAUGCCCUAUUACCGUGAAUGCCAUUGCUAAUAAAGCUCCCUUUGAAGUUUUGAGUCUGGCUGGAUCAAUUGCUGAUGCUCUUCAAAUAUGAUCUCAAUCCGGCUUUUGAGCUUCUGAUUCAUAAAAAUGCAUUUUUGCGUGUUUGGCAAUCUAUUUUUACUUAUAUGUUUUUACUUUUUCAAAAAUCUACCAUAACCCUUAACACCAUUUAUGUUUUACAACAAUUAGAAGCAUUUUUAACCUUAAUGUCUGUAAAAGAGCAUAUUGAGUUGCAAAACUUUUAUUGCAACUGGCCUUCAAAUGUUCAAUUGCUCUUUAUCUCUUUCCCUUUAUGAAUUAUAUCUGGAAUAAUAAAUUUAUGUGCGCUUA